AUCUAAUAUUUGUUUUUCAGAUAUCUCUCAAACCUUCUCCCAAAUAUACAUUUUCUAAAAUUGAUGUUUGACGUUUAACCAACAUCAGUUGAAGAAACUUUCAACGAUGUUUGACAUAUAACAAAAUUAAUUCAUGUUGCUGUCGAAGGACAGAAAAAAUAAGAAGAUACGUAAUAAAGAGCUAGAGGUCCAUUGUGGUACCAGGACGGCCACAUAAAAUAUAAUUGGCAAGACACACUAGCUAGCCUAUUUAUAUUAUACCAAUUAUUUGCCGAAAGGAGUGACUAUAAUAAUAAGUGCAUAUAUGUCACAAACUUACAAGGACGAUAUUAUAGUUGUAACUGAACCACUCUUUCAUGUGGCCUUAAUACAUUUUCUCACCUAUUUAACACAAAUAUUUAUUGCUUAUAAAUUCCUAUUCAGUUGCAGUUAACAAUAGCAAGAAUCAUCAAUGGCAGAAAAGAAAUCUAAUUGUAGUGAAGAUGGAAGGUGGACUCUUCAAGGGAAAACUGCCCUUGUUACUGGAGGCACUAAAGGCAUAGGGCAUGCCAUAGUAGAAGAAUUGGCUGGAUUUGGUGCUACAGUUUAUACAUGUUGUCGAAACCAAGAGCAGCUUGAUCAGUGUUUAGAGAAAUGGAGAGGCAAAGGUUACAAAGUAGAAGGAUGUGUAUGUGACUUAACUUUGAGACCGCAAAGGGAGAUGCUAAUGGAGAAAGUUAUCAAAUAUUUUGAGGGAAAGCUCAAUAUUCUUAUAAAUAAUGCAGGUAUGCUGAUAGUUAAGCCAGCUACAGAGUUUACUGAGGAGGAUUUCUCCAUUCUUAUGAAAACCAAUUUUGAAGCUUCUUACCACAUCUCCCAACUUGCACAUCCCAUUUUGAAGGAGUCGGGAAAUGGAAGCAUUGUAUUUAUCUCAUCUGUUGCUGGGAUUGUGGCAUUGCCAAUAAAUUCCAUGUAUUCAUCAACUAAAGGAGCAAUGAAUCAACUUACAAGGAACUUGGCUUACGAGUGGGCUAAAGAUAACAUACGAGUCAAUGCAGUUGCACCAUGGAUUAUCGAUACACCACUCAUCAAAGCAGCGGCGGAAGAUCCAUUGACUAAAGAAUAUAUUGAAAGAAGUAUUAAUAGAACACCAAUCAACAGAGCCGGAGAACCAAAAGAAGUUUCAGCAAUGGUGGCAUUCCUUUGCUUUCCUGCUGCUUCCUAUAUUACUGGCCAAGUUAUUUGUGUUGAUGGCGGACUCACAAUUAAUGGUUCUUUUUAACUAUUCUUUGUGUUGAACACUUAUGUAAUUGAUUGAUAUGCAAGAUUAACUUCUUUUUAAUUUGUUUGAUGAAAUCAGGAAUGUUCAAUGUUUAACUAUUUAAAAUUGAAAAGAUUUUGCUA
Molecule: messenger RNA, 1383 nt
Organism: Capsicum annuum
Lineage: Eukaryota; Viridiplantae; Streptophyta; Magnoliopsida; Solanales; Solanaceae
Product: tropinone reductase homolog
Exons: 5
Coding region: 452-1261 (269 amino acids)
Molecular function (GO): oxidoreductase activity
Source: RefSeq, a predicted model, not a curated record